Drosophila miranda is the source of this 930-nucleotide messenger RNA. RefSeq names its product salivary glue protein Sgs-3-like. Bases 83 to 736 code for a protein of 217 amino acids. The record is from RefSeq and is a predicted model, not a curated record. Lineage: Eukaryota; Metazoa; Arthropoda; Insecta; Diptera; Drosophilidae. The transcript has 2 exons.
AAGCCUGCCCCAAGAAAGGCAUCAGUUUGUGGCUUAACAUCUUCGAAAGAAGUUCAUCCAAUUUACCGAAAGAGAUACCGACAUGAAGACCACCGUUGCAUGCGCCAUUGCGAGCAUCCUGCUCAUCAGCUUGGCCGAUCUGGCCACUGGAUCGGCGUGUGGAUGCACGGAACCAACAACAACACCAGAGCCAUGCACAGAAACAACAACAACACCCGAGCCAUGCACAGAAACAACAACAACACCCGAGCCAUGCACAGAAACAACAACAACACCAAAGCCAUGCACGACAACACCAGAGCCAUGCACAGAAACAACAACAACACCAGAGCCAUGCACAGAAACAACAACUCCCAAGCCAACAACUCCCAAGCCAACAACUCCCAAGCCAACAACUCCCAAGCCAACAACGCCCAAGCCAACAACUCCCAAGCCAACAACGCCCAAGCCAACAACUCCCAAGCCAACAACAACUCCCAAGCCAACAACCACAAAGCGUACUACGAAAGCCACCAGGCCUACGACAACAACCACUCGCAGGACUACAGAAGCCACCAAGCCGACAACAACCACCAAGAAGCCACCGCAUUCAUGCUGCUCCUGCGGACCCGGUGGCAACGCCUGCGCGGGCUGCCCGCCCAGGGAGCACCUCUGCCAGGAGCUUAUCAACUCUGCGCGCAACCUCGAGCAAAGGAUCCGCCAGUGCGUGUGCGGACAGGCCAGCUGGCUGCUUUAAGAGCAGUCCCUGUUCCUGGUUCCGCUCCUGAUCCGAUCUCAUGACACAACCCCUUGGACUACGAUUUCCACGUUUCUUAUAAGGUACUGUUGGCCACCAUUUGGUGUCGGUCAAUGUUGUUAAUAUAUUCUGAUAAUACACAGGAGCGAAAGACACUCCUCCACUUCAUCCUUUGCGCAAAUAUUACAAAAAAA